Ambispora gerdemannii is the source of this 396-nucleotide messenger RNA. Lineage: Eukaryota; Fungi; Glomeromycota; Glomeromycetes; Archaeosporales; Ambisporaceae. The record is from the annotation of a GenBank genome assembly.
AUGGGUGUCAAAGAAAGUGUUAUGGGCGUCAACGAAAGUGUUUGCAGAAUUCUAAGUGUAGGGUACAAGAAGAUGAAGCCAACAAACUAUGAAACUGGCAAAGAGUUUUUGCUCGCUUAUAUGCAAAUUACAACCUCAAUUAUCCAACAAAAUAGUACCGUGUUUGAGAAAGCUUCUCCCUUGAUUCAACAAAUCAGCAAUGACAAGACACCAGACUCAAUUAAGAAAGCUGCCGAAAAAGCAAUCACAAAAGCUUUUGAUGGUUAUAUCAAUAACCAAGAGCUUCUGGGAUUAUUGUAUUUCGUCGCCGAUGACCGAGAAGUAAUUACUGACGAAAACAAAGCUCCUAUUCUCGAUGAACAGAAAGUAGAAAACAAAGCGAAGACGCUGAAAUAA